AUGGAUUCAAUCAACAGGAUCAUCAACUUCGUGUUUCCUCCUUUAGCCUUGUACGGACUUUUUGUCUUCUACCCAAUUUACCAGAGACUGAAGUCCGCCGUCUCCAUCUGGCGGAAUGUUUUACGGGAAAAUGUCGCCGGAAAAGUGGUUCUAAUCACCGGCGCAGCUUCUGGCAUAGGCGAGGCUUUAGCAUAUGAGUACGGGAAGAAAGGUGCGUACUUAGCACUUGUUGAUAUAAGAGACGAACCUCUCUUCCACGUGGCGGCUCUCGUUGAGCACUAUGGGUCCCCUGAAGUCAUCCCCAUGGUCGCCGAUGUUUCUAAGAUCAUUUCCAUCGCUGAACCUCUCCACGACUGCGAACGUUUUAUCCAAGCUGCGGUUCUUCAUUUUGGCCGAUUGGAUCAUCUAGUUACAAAUGCAGGAGUUGCUCCACUCUAUUUGUUUGAAGACAUCGACGAUCUUUCCAUGGCUAUGCCAGCUAUGGACAAAAACUUUUGGGGAUCUGUGUAUUGCACCUUCUUUGCUUCUUCGUACUUAAAGAAGUCUAGAGGAAAGAUUGUGGUGAUUGCUUCUGGAUGUGGAUGCAUUGCUUCACCCAGAUUGAGCUUUUAUUGUGCGAGUAAAGCUGCUGUGAUCGCGUUUUACGAAACUCUAAGAAUUGAGUUUGGAUCAAAGGUCGGGGUUACCAUAGUAGCACCUGGGGUUGUUGACUCAGAAAUGACCCAAGGCAAGUUCAUGACAAAGAACGGACAAUUCAUAGUGGACAAAGAGCUCAGAGAUCAGGUACACAUAAGCUUAUUGCCAGUGGAAUCAGCAGAGAGGUGCGCUAAAGCGAUACUAAGGAGCGUGUGCAGAGGAGAUGGUGGGUACUUGUUGGAACCUGCAUGGAUCAGUUGUGUAAUACUUUGGAAAGUGUUCUGUUCAGAGGUAACAGAUUCUUUGGGACGGUGGCUAGUGAUGGGUUGA
Molecule: messenger RNA, 966 nt
Organism: Brassica oleracea var. oleracea
Lineage: Eukaryota; Viridiplantae; Streptophyta; Magnoliopsida; Brassicales; Brassicaceae
Product: 11-beta-hydroxysteroid dehydrogenase-like 6
Exons: 8
Coding region: 1-966 (321 amino acids)
Molecular function (GO): oxidoreductase activity
Source: RefSeq, a predicted model, not a curated record